This is a messenger RNA of Cloeon dipterum, 2333 nucleotides long. RefSeq names its product monocarboxylate transporter 1-like. Gene Ontology annotation, cellular component: membrane. Gene Ontology annotation, biological process: transmembrane transport. The coding region runs from base 108 to 1640 and encodes 510 amino acids. The record is from RefSeq and is a predicted model, not a curated record. Gene Ontology annotation, molecular function: monocarboxylic acid transmembrane transporter activity. NCBI's taxonomy places the organism in Eukaryota, Metazoa, Arthropoda, Insecta, Ephemeroptera, Baetidae. The transcript has 9 exons.
AAGUCGUAAAAGUGAUGAAAUGCACGGCUGUUCUCCCUUUGACGAUUUCCUCUGCUCGCUCCAUAUCGCAGUCGAUUCAUUUUAAAAGUGGUUUGUAGGCCAAAGUGAUGUCUGUGAGGAACCAUGGCAAAUAUUUCUCAAAAAAGGCCGCCGCCCUGGGCAUCCCCCUGGAAGCGCCGGAGGGCGGCUGGGGCUGGGCUGUGGCGAUAGGCUAUGGGAUUUGUCACAUCUUUUUGGUAUCGAUCAUCCACAAUUUCUCUCUCAUUUUCUCUACAAAAUUUGAUUAUAUUGGGAUGACGGCAUCAGACGUAACGGUUCUGAUGAACAUUAAUGCCGCUGUGUGCAAUGGCGUUGGAUUAUUAUCAGGGCCAAUUCUCAAGCGGGUUUCCUGCAGGAAAGUCUCGUUACUUGGCUCGUUUUUACUAUUCUCUGGAGCGCUGUUGGCUUCACAGGCUGAGACCUUCUACUUUUUCAUUCUCUCCAUGGGAGUCAUUUUUGGAAGCGGGUUGGCUCUCCUCAGUCCGGCCAACCUUUUCUGCAUCAACUCUUACUUCAUCAAUCGGCGCAGUCGCGGCAUGGGAUUAGCGAUGGCAGUCGGUGGCAUUGGAAGCGUUUUCAUGCCCUUGAUAAUGAGCAGUCUUCUUCGAAUGUACUCCCCCGAAAACACCAUGCUGAUCGUGGCUGCCCUUGUGUUGCACUGCUUCCCGGCAGCCUUGCUACUGCAACCAGUCCGCUGGCACAUGGUGCCCGCCGAGCCUGACCUUAAAAUCAAUGACCACAGCGUGGCCGCUGCGGCUGCAAUUAGCGCCGGUCGCAAGAGGACGGCUUCCAGCAACUCGGUUGACGUUGGUUACACGCUUGUUUCGUGCUCUGAACCAUACCCAACAACAGUAGCAGAAGAGGACGAGGAUGAAUAUUUUGCAAAUGCGGAAAAUGGAAAUACUGAAGUGGCUGAAUAUUUAAAGAAUAAACCGAAAAGAAGGAAAAGCAUCUGGAUAAAAAUAGUUGAUUUUUUUGACUUGCGCCUAUACAAAAUAAUUCCCUUCACUAUGGCUUCGAUAAGCAUGGCCUUCUUCGCGGUUGUCGAAACAAAUUUCAUGCUACUCAUCCCAUAUGUCAUGCUGGAAAUCCAUGGCUACUCGAUUCAGCAAGUUGCUGGUUUCCAAUCCAUCGUUGCUGCUGUAGAUAUUAUUUUUAGGUUUGUUGCACCAUACAUUGGAGUGGGAUUGAACUUACCGGACAAUUUGAUGUACAUCAUCAGCAUUAUCUUUAUCUCACUCUUCCGAGCACUUAUUAUGAUUUACCGUAGCUACAACGUGGUGUUGGUGUUGGGCGUGUGGUUCGGCAUGUGCAGAGGCAUUAGGAACGUAUUCGCGCCUCUGCUUAUCCCAUCUUUCGUGCCCGUUGACAGGUUGCCAGCAGCACUCGGUCUGCUGAUGGCACAGACUGCUAUCGCCUUCAUCAUAUUUUGCCCCUUCCUAGGAAUUCUGACCAACAGCGCAAAAACGUUAGCUGAUAUAAUAACUGGCUUCAAUUUAUUCACCACGUGCUCGGCGUCAUGUUGGGUUUUGGGUGUGACUUUCUACAGACUGCGAGCGAACAAAAGACAGCAGCAGGCAGGUACAAAGGAAAACUCGUAGAAUGCAGCUUAAAUAAUCGUUUUUAUUGUAAUGAAAUGAAAACUGUGAAGGUGUGAAGAUUAUGAGUACAAUAAAUGAAUGCUUCAAAAAGCAGUAAACGCUAGUCUUUUGAAAUAAAUACUGCAACAUUUAAUUUUUGGAUUUUUUCAUCAGAAUGUGACAACAUUGAGAGAGCCAUUACAUUUGAAAUUUAAAACAUUAUAAGCACACAUUAUUGUGCAUUUUGAACAAUGAACACUGAAUGAUAUUUUUAUCGGCCACAAAACGCAAAUUCAUAUCAAACAUUCAUAAUUAUAUAUAUACUUGCUCCACCAAUGUUCAACAUACAGUAUUUAAGAUAAUCAACUUAUUUAAAUCACAAUAUUUUACUAGUGCAAAAUGGUUUGUGGUUGCAGUAUGCUCCUGCAAUAUACAUAAUUAUUUUAUGCACAUGUUAAAAUUUAAGCUUCAGUGUGCUCCCCUUGAAUAAAUUUACUUAAGCUAUAUAUUAAAUAUGACACCGAAUUGACUUUCGUCAUUUAUAUAUUUCGUUUGUGCAGGAGUUUUAAUAUUACUUGUGUUUGCAACACAAAUUUAUGUUGAUGUAUAAUAUGGAAGUGUUCCUUUCAAAAGUUAUACAACCAAGCGAUGUAAACAUCGAUUGUAUGCGUAGCGUAUAGAUAUCAAAUAAACAUACACUUUUCUUUACAUUGA